Daphnia pulicaria is the source of this 4593-nucleotide messenger RNA. RefSeq names its product ATP-binding cassette subfamily C member 4-like. Gene Ontology annotation, cellular component: membrane. The transcript has 25 exons. Bases 333 to 4478 code for a protein of 1381 amino acids. Gene Ontology annotation, molecular function: ATP binding; ATP hydrolysis activity; ABC-type transporter activity. Gene Ontology annotation, biological process: transmembrane transport. The record is from RefSeq and is a predicted model, not a curated record. Lineage: Eukaryota; Metazoa; Arthropoda; Branchiopoda; Diplostraca; Daphniidae.
AAAGGAAUAAGGAGAGUCUGCACUCUGCGGCCGGCAGUGGCGAACAACGGCGAAGCAUUUCAGUCAGGGAACGAAGUUCAAGAGAGAAGGUCGUCUUCCAAUUCUCAGAUUUCAGUUUCACAUUGCUAUCACAUUCUUGGGCAGUGUUUGACUACUGUGAUAACAGAAGAAUUCCCUCAAUGGCCGGCGAAUUGGUACAACUUUACAAUUCAAUAUUGAGGGAAAGAACGUCAAGUUAAAGAAAAAGUGAUUCGUCCAAAGUCUGAUUUUUGACCGGUUUUGCCCUCGAGCACUUACAUAAUCAGUCAAGGUUACACUUUCUUUCUUCAGCCAUGGAAUUGAAUCGAAACAAGAAAUUGAAUCCAAACCCCAGACUUAAAGCCAAUUUUCUUUCUGCCCUCAUAUUUUGGUGGGUGAACCCUUUCAUGGGUUAUGGAGCAAAGAAAGAUCUUGAAGUUGGCGAUCUGUAUGAUGUUAUGCCAGGUGAUCAUUCUGAAGAACUUGGGCUGAAGUUGCAAAAAGAAUGGGACAAUCAACUUGCAAAAUGCAAUUCAGACGGAAACAAAUCGAAGAAGCUCAGACCAAGCCUUACAAAAGCUUUGAUUAAAACAUUUGGACUAAAAUUUAUGUUAGUGGGCAUUCUAGUAUUUCUCGAAGAAUGUAUUUUUAAGAUUGGGCAACCUCUUUGUUUAGGUCAACUUGUUCAUUAUUUCGGGAGUGAUAACAGCACUAUUACCACAACGCAAGCUUAUCUUUAUGCGACGGGAGUAGUUCUGGGCUCUGCUCUCUACACCACCACCCAUCACCCUUUCUUUUUUUCCUGCCAACAUACUGGAAUGCAAAUCCGUGUGGCAGCAUGUUCACUUGUCUACAAAAAGUGUCUUCUGCUAAGCCAAAAGGCCCUAGGUCAAACAACCAUUGGUCAAAUGGUGAACAUCAUGUCUAAUGACGUCAAUCGCUACGAUUUUUCCGUCAUCUUCCUUCACUAUCUUUGGGUCGGGCCAUUGCAGACGUUAAUAAGCAUGGCUAUUCUGCUUCAUGUCAUCGGACCUUCGUGCCUAGUUGGACUGGCCGUGUUGAUCCUUUUCGUACCAUUACAAAGUUGGAUGGGUAAAGUGUUUUCGAAGCUCCGACUUGAAACUGCCAAACGAACGGAUGAAAGGAUCCGGACAAUGAACGAAAUUAUCUCUGCAAUGAGAGUGAUCAAAAUGUACACUUGGGAAAAACCUUUUGCUAAAUUGAUUUCCGAUUGUCGCCGAAAGGAGAUUAACGUUAUUAGGAGAACUAAUUAUUUCCGUGCACUUAAUAUGAGUCUCUUCUUUACUUCGUCGAAGCUCAUUAUAUUCUUGACUUUCUUGGUAUUUAUUUUCACCGGGAACCAUUUGACCUCCGAAAAGGUCUUUGUGACUGUUUCCUUAUUCAAUAACAUUCGUCUUAUCAUGACGCUUUUUUUCCCCGGGGCAAUAACUAUGUCUGCCGAAGCUAGAGUCUCGACCAAACGCAUAGAAAAUUUCUUGUUGUUGGACGAAAUCGAAAAAAGUUCAAAGGCAAAACUCCGGCCAGCACUAUCUGAGUGUCUCAUUGAGUUGAAUCAGUUGACAGUCAAAUGGCCAGCUGCAGGGGAAAAAGAAGACAACACAUUAACUGAUAUUUCGUUCAAUGUCAGACCGGGUCAGGUUUUUGCCAUCGUCGGCCAAGUCGGUUGCGGCAAGAGUUCAUUAUUGAAUGUCAUCUUGGGUGAGCUGUCUCCUACGAAAGGAACCUGUCGAAUUGCUGGUAAAGUCGCUUACGCUUCUCAAGAAUCUUGGAUCUUUUCUGGAACGGUGCGGCAGAACAUUCUUUGCGGAUUGGAGUACGAUCUCAAACGCUACAAAAAAGUCAUCAAAGCCUGUGCUUUGGACAAGGAUUUUAACCUUUUUCCCAACGGCGACCAAACGACAGUGGGUGAACGAGGGGUCUCUCUCAGCGGCGGUCAAAAGGCGCGAGUCAACCUUGCUAGAUCGUUGUACGUGGAUGCCGAUAUUUAUCUUAUGGACGAUCCACUAAGUGCUGUAGAUACACACGUUGGUCGUCAUCUCUUUGACAAAGCCAUUAAUGGAUUCCUUCGUGAUAAAAUUCGAGUUUUAGUCACCCACCAGCUUCAAUAUCUAAAAGAUGUAGACCAGAUUCUAAUUCUCAAAGCGGGUCGUGUAGAAGCAAUGGGAUCCUAUAAAGAAAUCAGCAACAGCGGAUUGGACAUUGCAAAAACAAUUGAAGACGAAGAACCAGAUCAAGAAGAAGACUUAACGCGAUCCUUUUCCGAAUGUGAAAUUGAAAGUUCAAUUUCAAGAUGUGGAUCAAUUUCGAACUCUAUACGUCAACGUGGAGGAUCUGUUGCUUCAAGGUCUUCCGCCAAAGAGAAAAAAGAAGAGAAACCAGCAUUUGCUGAAGAAUCUCGCUCCUCUGGCAGUGUGUCAUUAAAAGUCUAUUGGGAAUAUUUCCGAUCAGGUGGCAGCUGCAUUUAUCUCCUCUUGUUUACUUUCACAUGCCUCCUCACCCAAAUCCUCUUUAGCGGGUCUGAUUAUUGGCUAACUUUAUGGACAAAUGCAGAGGAACUUCGUACAAGGCAAGGAAAUGUAUCCGAAAACUUGUCGUUCUCAAAUAUUACGGAAGCAGAUUUUUCCAACGUUACCGACGAAAUAAAAGAAAAUGGCCCUUUUUCUGGUGAAUGGUGGAAGGAGCCAGAUACGUACACUGGCAUUUACGUUUUUACUAUUCUCAUCGUCGGCGUAUUCAUAUUCUCAAUGAUUCGCACGAUUCAUUACUUCCUAAUGUGCAUGAUCUCGUCUAUCCAUCUUCACAAUCGUAUGUUUGAAUCGAUCAUCCGUGCACCGCUACUUUUCUUUGAUCAAAAUCCCGUCGGACGUAUUUUAAAUCGUUUCGCUAAAGACAUCGGAUGUAUGGAUGAAAUGUUGCCUUCAGCAUUCUUCGACGUCAUUACUAUUGCGUUGACAGCCAUUGGUAUUCUGUUCCUAGUUGGCCUGGUCAACCCAUGGUUAUUACUACCAAUUCUAUUUCUUUCCGUAAUUUUCGUCAAAUUUAGGCAAUUCUACUUAAAAACAGCCCGUGACGUCAAGCGUCUCGAGUCUACAACUCGGAGUCCUGUAUUUACUCAUUUAUCCUCAUCAUUGGUUGGAUUAACAACCUUAAGAGCUCACCAGUGUGAAGUUGUCUUUCAACAAAUAUUUGAUGAAUGUCAAGACGUUCACAGUUCAGCCUGGUAUAUGUUUUUAGCCACCACCCGAUGGUUUGGCAUUUGGCUGGAUUGGAUUUGCGUCACUUACGUUGCCUGUGUUACCUAUGCGUGCUUGGGACUUAGUACCUCUAUGACCGGAAGCGAAGCUGGGCUUGCCAUUUCUUCCGCAAUGGCUCUGACGGGUAUGUUCCAGUGGGGCGUAAGGCAAUCAGCUGAAGUGGAAAAUCAAAUGACUUCAGUCGAGCGUGUGAUUGAAUAUAGUAAAUUGCCCUCCGAGGCUGCUUUGGAUUCGAUCACAGGUAAGAAACCUCCAGAUACGUGGCCUUCGAGUGGUAACAUCCAAUUCGACGACAUGUCCCUUCGUUACACUGAAGUUGAUCAACCUGUUUUGAAGAACAUAACCUGUUUUGUUCGAGCCAACGAAAAGAUUGGCAUUGUCGGUCGGACCGGAGCAGGCAAAUCAUCGCUGAUCGCCUCUUUAUUUAGACUGGCAGAGCCAGAAGGACGUAUCAUAAUUGACGGCAUCGAUAGCAAAUCCAUUGGCCUACAUGAUUUACGGUCUAAGAUAGCAAUCAUUCCUCAAGAUCCUGUUUUGUUUUCGGGUUCCCUUCGUAAAAAUCUGGAUCCUUUCGGGCAGUACAGUGAUGAAGCACUCUGGAACUCGCUCGAAGGAGCUAAACUCAAGGACACAGUGAAAGAAUUAUCUGCAGGCUUAGAAGCAAAUAUGACGGAAGGAGGUGCGAACUUCUCCGUUGGUCAAAGGCAACUCAUUUGUUUAGCACGAGCCAUUUUAAGACAGAAUCGCAUUCUUGUUUUAGAUGAAGCCACCGCUAACGUUGAUCAAAAAACCGAUUCGCUAAUCCAGCUAACAAUUCGAGAAAGGUUCCGAGACUGUACUGUCAUGACGAUUGCUCAUCGUUUGAAUACAAUCAUGGAUUCCGACAGGAUAAUGCUGCUGGAUGCGGGUUACUUGAAGGAAUUUGGUGAGCCUGCUGUUUUAUUGGAAAACCCCAAAAGCAUGUUUUAUAGCCUAGUAGAGCAAACAGGACCUAUUGUUGCCUCUCAAUUAACAGAGCUGGCCAAGCAGGCUGCAGAAAGUAGGCGCCAGAACGGGAUAGACAACGUGAAUCAAACGAACGGAAUUAAUGGAAACUCAAUCCAUUACCUUUUGUGCCCUAAAGCUUCUCAAGAACAGGGAUUGGAUGAAUUAGACAUUGAAUUUACUGAGAAUUGCAAGUUGUGACCUACUUUUCCGUGUCUUUCUAGAAUAAUUGGCCGUUAAAGCCGCCAGUCUAUCGUUUAUAAAAAUUGAUAAUGGAAACCAGAUUAAAAUACAUUUAUGCUCGGUUUUAAAAUUA